Molecule: messenger RNA, 1152 nt
Organism: Phaeoacremonium minimum UCRPA7
Lineage: Eukaryota; Fungi; Ascomycota; Sordariomycetes; Togniniales; Togniniaceae
Product: putative 2-nitropropane dioxygenase protein
Exons: 5
Coding region: 1-1152 (383 amino acids)
Molecular function (GO): nitronate monooxygenase activity
Source: RefSeq, a predicted model, not a curated record
AUGGCCCCAGAACGCGCAGAGCCCAAGUCUAAAUUGCAGGAAUGGUUUCCCAACGUGAAACAGCCAGUCAUCAUCAGCGCGCCCAUGCUGGGCGUGUCUAAUGGCACGCUGGCAGCACAUGUCUCCAAGGCCGGGGGCCUCGGCAUCAUCCCCGGCGGCGCCGACUUCACCCCCGGCAGCGCACACCUCGCGAACCUGGAGAAGGAGCUGAUCGCUGCGCGGGAGAUACUGGGCAUCGCCGAGCUGACCCUCACUCCGGCGCCGGUCGGUGUGGGUUUCAUCACCGCGAGCCCGAGCGUCUCGCAGUUCAAGGAGACGGCCCUGCCGCUGCUCGAGAAGUACAUGCCCCAAGCGGUGUGGCUGUUCGCGCCGGACCCGGCCGCUGAGCCCCGCUCGCAUCCGGGCAUUAUCACGGCGCUUCAUGAGCAUGGCUUUCAAGUCUUUGUUCAGGUCGGCACAGUGGCGGCUGCGAGGGAGGCGGUGCAAGAUGGUGCAGAUGUUAUCGUUGCGCAAGGCGUGGAUGCGGGUGGCCACCAAUUCCAGCAGGGUGCAGGUGUCAUCAGUUUGGUGCCGGAGAUUAGAGCCAUGCUCGAUCGCGACUUCCCUUCCCGAGGAGUAGUACUGGUAGCUGCCGGAGGCAUCUCUGAAGCGGGUGGUGUUGUCGCUGCUUUGGCACUGGGUGCGGAGGCUGCUGUUAUGGGUACGAGGUUCAUUGUCGCAAGAGAAGCUCUCUCUCCAGAAGUCCGUCGCAAAGUUAUCCUAGAAACGCAAGAUGGUGGAGUGUCCACAGUCAAAUCAUACUUCCACGAUGACGUCCAAGGGACCACCAUCUGGCCUAAAUUGUACGAUGGUCGAGCCAUCAUCGGAGACUCUUACAAAGACCAUGCUUCGGGGCUACCGAUCGAGGAGAAUAUCAAGAAGUUAAAAGAAGCAAAGGAUGCCGGAGACAAUUCCAGAUUGGUGCACUGGGCUGGUACUGGUGUAGGUCUUGUGACAGAGGAGUUGCCGGCGGGCGACAUUGUCAGAUUUGUCCGAGAUGCUGCGAGAGAGAGACUGCAAAAAGUACAUUUCUUGCUCGAUGACGACGACAAGAACAAACGUGACAAGUCAUGGAUCAAGGAGCUUGGCCAGACCCUAUACAAGCACAGAUAA